AUGAUUAGGCUUAACUUCUACUGCAAUGUGCGAAUCGUGAUCAUGAUUUUUCCGAAGCUCGAUCAAGCGAUCGGCCUUGUUCGACGUAUCGAGGUGAAAAAUCUCCCAAAUGUAUGCUACAAUGACUGCAGCGAUGCCUUCCGGGAGAUGCAGCUUUCGGGCAAAGAACCUGAAAUCUGCGACUCGGAUUCGGCCUUCAUGACCAAUGCCGGCAACUGCCAGAUGUGCAUUGGGAAAAACUCGAACGAAACUUAUGAGGACACCAUAUUGCCCUUUUUUGGGGAAACACUUGAUUACUGCAAGGGAAUCACCUCAAAUGAGAAUAAAACGGCCAAUAUUGAGUCACUGCUUAGCCAAGAAUCAUCCCUACAAAGCCAGCUUGCUAGUCUCGGGUAUUCCGUCUCCAGCACGGGGACCACCAAUUCCUCGCCGGCGACAACGACCGACUCGGGAAAUCAAGUAACGGUGUACCGGACGGCCGAGGCGCAGCCAGCCGCAGCCAGCUCGGGAAACGAUUCAAACAUUAGCACUAUUGUCCCAGCCGUGGUGGUGCCCGUUGCUGUGAUCGGAAUGGUGGUGGUACUAGGCUUCUUUUUCGUCCGCCGCCGCCGAAAUCGACAGAAGAGGUCGGCACAUACCCAUUCUUCCCCGCCACCUAUAGAGAAAGCACAAUUGCAUGCAGAUGAAUUCAGGCCGGAGUUGGAGGGGACAAACACCCAGGGUAUGCGGACGCUCGGUUUGCCCCCACUCGAACUGCCUGUGCAAAAUGACGUUAGGCGUGAAGAUGUGGCAAGAGAGCUGGAAGGCAAGUAG
Messenger RNA from Penicillium coprophilum, 813 nucleotides. RefSeq lists its product as uncharacterized. The coding region runs from base 1 to 813 and encodes 270 amino acids. NCBI's taxonomy places the organism in Eukaryota, Fungi, Ascomycota, Eurotiomycetes, Eurotiales, Aspergillaceae. The record is from RefSeq and is a predicted model, not a curated record. The transcript is spliced from 2 exons.